This is a messenger RNA of Penicillium soppii, 402 nucleotides long. RefSeq lists its product as uncharacterized. Bases 1 to 402 code for a protein of 133 amino acids. NCBI's taxonomy places the organism in Eukaryota, Fungi, Ascomycota, Eurotiomycetes, Eurotiales, Aspergillaceae. The transcript is spliced from 2 exons. The record is from RefSeq and is a predicted model, not a curated record.
AUGGAUAGUAUCAACCUACCGGUGCUCAACGCCCUGAACAUCAACAACUUCGUUGUGGUAUGGAAUCAGACAGCCGAAACACGUCUUCUUGCGGUGGAAGUUUGGUUGCAACGCACCCACUUCGCCUUUCACCUUAACAACGACCAAUAUGACUACCAAAUCGCUCAUGAGCAUUCUGUUAUUCUGCCAGUCUACUUACUUCGCUUUUCUUCGAGAAGCUGCACCUGGAAGUUUUCACGAUACCAGCGUCAAGACGUUUCCCUAGCAAAAAGAAUCGCUAUCUUGCAUAACGCGAACGGCCAUAAUCCACUUCCCUUCCUCGAGGACCACACCAAAAUUAUCAUUCACUACACACCUCGCUCUAAUACGCACCACCCUGAUGUUACGGAACAAGAUAUUUGA